AUGAUUUUCUACAAGAAGGCAUUUGUCGAGAUGUUUACGUACUUUGACGAUCUUCUGCACUCUGAUGAUUCAUCUACGAUUCAAGUGAGAAAGAAGCAUAUUGGAGAGAAUAUCGAAGUGGGUUUGAAGUACACGAAAACAUUCCUGACCUUCGUCACCGCUGGUGGAUGUGUUAUAAAUUGCUAUGAUCUGUACGAAACGAACUUCACCUCACCCAUGCGCUUCCUGAUCCCAGGAAUCCCUCAAAGCAGCAUCUUUUUCUAUCCUUGCAAUAUCAUUUACCAAAUAUGUUUCUACUUUGCCAUUCUGCACAUUGUCAUGGGAGUGGAUUGUGUUAUCAUGAUUACCAUUUGUUACUUUCGCGGUGAAAACAUGGCCAUUGUGGAAUUAAUUGGACAGCUUGAUGGCUCAGAUUGUGAUCAGGAGUACAAAAAAGUGCUCAAAAUGGUGUACGAAAUACAUCAAAUUGUUUCGAAAAACAUUAAGGAUUUAUUGGGCAGUUAUUGGCACAUUUACUUUUAUAAACUGAUAACGAUCAUCAUGUAUCUUUGCUUUGUGUUCUUCAUCUUUCAAUCAUCACACACAAACAUUAUGAUUGCACUUCUUUGCACUGUAAUCGUCAUGGGAGAGAUAUUCAUCAUCUGCUUUUUCGGGCAAUUGCUUAAGAGUAGCGCUGAAGAUAUCUCAGAAGCUCUCUACAUGACGAAAUGGUAUGAAAUGGACGUGAAGGAUCAGAAAAAUGCUCUACUCUUGCUCAUGAGGUUCCAGAGACCGGUCAAAAUCGAAGCCUUUGGCUUUGGUGUGAUUUCAAUUUAUACCUUUGUUCAGGUGAGUGUAGAAUUUGACAAAGAUCCUAUGUUCCUAACGCCUUUCUGUCCAACAGAUUGUUAAAGCCGCCGCAUCGUACGCCAGCAUUGCUUAUACAGUAUUUAAGUAAUGUUAAUCUCAUAACAUUUUUAUCUGAAUAUUUUAGUGCUCAUGAAUUAGUUUUUCUUGGCUUUGUGUUAAUUAAUUUCUCAAUCACACUCCAUAACCUACCUUUCGUCUUCACCUGCUUCUCUGUCCUGGGAUCUUCAGACGUCUUAUCAGU
This is a messenger RNA of Phlebotomus argentipes, 1090 nucleotides long. RefSeq names its product odorant receptor 67c-like. Gene Ontology annotation, cellular component: plasma membrane. Bases 1 to 891 code for a protein of 296 amino acids. The transcript is spliced from 2 exons. Lineage: Eukaryota; Metazoa; Arthropoda; Insecta; Diptera; Psychodidae. Gene Ontology annotation, molecular function: odorant binding; olfactory receptor activity. The record is from RefSeq and is a predicted model, not a curated record. Gene Ontology annotation, biological process: detection of chemical stimulus involved in sensory perception of smell; sensory perception of smell.